Molecule: messenger RNA, 1350 nt
Organism: Protopolystoma xenopodis
Lineage: Eukaryota; Metazoa; Platyhelminthes; Monogenea; Polystomatidea; Polystomatidae
Source: the annotation of a GenBank genome assembly
AUGCGACUUUGGUUAAAACGUUUGAACCGAACGCUAAACGAUAAUGUCACAACGCCUCUACAUACCUUUGCGCUCGCGGUGGCCCCUAACUCUAAUGUGGCGUCUGAUGCUGCCGGAGGGGCAUGUGUAGCCAUGCCAUCGACGAGUAAAAACAUUCCUAGCAAUAAUCAUGUUGCUUUGGCUAAAAAUACUUAUUCUUCAGUUGGUGUUACGGCUCCUGGUGAAAUUAUGUUUCAGACCAAGUGCCCGGGUGGUGGAAUACUUUGUAUCGAGGACGUCAAUACUUAUUACCAGGCCUGCUGUACGUAUUUACAACUACUCCGUGAACGCUCUGAUCUUCUGGCUAGUGUGUCGAGUAGCCUCCUGACAGAACAAUUUUUAUGCCCAGGCCGCCUUAUACUCAUACGUUGGCCAGGUAGUUCUGAAUCCGAUCUGAGUCAGAUAAACAGGUUGCCCAAAGCUGUAUUGGACAGACAUAUCGCGUCUGAAGCUCGGCCAGACUGGCUCAUUCCGGCCUUUCUUAUUGAUUUAAAUAAAACAUCUGUGGCGAAUCGUCAUGAGCCAAAGUUGAAUCUUCUAAGUUGGGAUGCCCCUAACAAAAGCACUCGUGACUUUUCUGAUGAGCUAGCUCCUCGAGGGACAUUUGACUCGAAUUGCUACCAGGAGCUGCUUGAUGGAGAAGAAGAAAUUUUACGCUCUGGUGAGGAAGCUUGGAUGACUCAAAUUCCAUAUCCACCCCAAAUGAUGCCGCUUUUUACUCCAUUGACUGUAGAAGAUGGCCUCGCUCGUCUCAUCCAAUUAUCAAAUGUUCCAUUCAGCCGGGUUGUUCGUAUCUUCGAUCUCACUCUUAAAAACUUUGCUUCUACGCAAACCAGCCACUUGCCUUUUGGCACAAUGCUCACCACAGCACUUGAAGCUGCGCUCGCAGCCAAUCGGAAUCGUGUUCUCGCUCUAGAAUGUGGCUUCCGUAUGACUAUACGCAACAGUGGAAAUGCAUCGGGAGGCUUUCAUGGGUGCGUUGGCAGCGGAUACGGGUGUGGCAAAGGCAGUGGGGCUUUAAGUGACCAGAACCUCGCUGAGUUGGCCAAUUCGGCUCUCUUUCAUUUUGCCUCUGGUCUGAAAGCUGCUGGAAUCGUCCAGAAAACCGAAUUUCCCGCAGAUAACGGCCUCGACGAAUUAUCUUCAGGCCAUUGUGCUGAUGGCAAGGAACAAUCAAUUUUAUCGGACAAGUCUCCGUUGUGCAUUCUGCUUCGAGGUAUUCCUAUUGGGGCGCCUCCGGAACUAGCUAUACAUCGAGUCUCCAAGUUAAAAGUCGGUCAAAUUUUACAAUAUAUAUAUUGCAUUAUCUAG